UUCUUGGACAAAACUGAGAUAAGAUUUUACCGGAUUGUGGAUUACAUGCAGUUCCGUCUAAGGCAACACAGGAAGACCAACUGACAUGUUCCUUUGGUGUCGAAGAGCCGGAAGAGGGUAUGUGCGGAUGGGAAACGACAACCUGCGGACUGCUUAUUGGUUGCGAGGCUGCGUCGCUUUUUGUGUCACAGUGGACACUGAAAACUUUUACUGCGUCUAAUUUGCCAGAGUCACAAAGAACGGUACUCGAGAGCAGUACAUCGAGACGCCCACAAAAUGCAUUGCCGAACUUGUUGGAGGAUGUCAAGCCUACUUCAACUUUGCGCAAACUAUUUGUUCCAGGCCGACCUUAUAAUUUUGUCUCACUGAAUAUAACGUUUUGGGUGUAUUUCACCGGCAUUCCGGGAAUCUCCCUCGUUGUGGAAUCGAAGUCGCAUGAUUUUCAUGAAAAUGAAUUAUUUGCUAAUGAACUUUUUGGUUCGCGGCAUUUAAAUUUGUCAUCGGACUUCACUCCAAACGUUUGGAGUGUGCAAUCUGCGCUGCUGUGUUCGGCCGGCGCAUCCACUAUCCAAAUCAAUGCUACUCAUACCAACUGGCUCUCCGUGGUGUACAUUGAUGACGUUGUUGCAAUGGCAGAUUCCGAGUCAUCCUGCAGAAUCACACCGGAAGAUAACUGGCUUCUUGCGCUUGAGCCAGCGCGCAAGGGAGCCAUCGAAUGCACCUUUGACCAAAUCGGUCGUGCCACUGCCGAACACCACUAUCCCUCCUGCGGCUGGAAAGAUGUGACGCAUUUGAACAUACUUGAACACAUUGAUAUUCCGGCGUCUGCGGGAAACGUGCUAUAUAUUAGCCAUACUUUUUUGAACAUCACUGUACGUCGUGAUACUAAUACAGAAAAUACGGCCCUGGGUAUUAUCCUAUCUUCCGAACAAGAUAAACCCCACAUGCGUAUCCGAUCCAGUGCGCAUGAUUUCGUUAAAGAAGGUCCCGGUGUCACUAAUACUGGAAUCACCAGAAUCGAGUUUGAUUAUGCCGUUUACAUGGAGCCACCUGCAACCGGGUCAGCCUUGGAAAUGCAGUGGACGAUGCAUUUACAAGGAGUGAGAAGAGAAACCGAAUGUAGUCACCUAGGGGGAGAUUUCGACCAGUAUCAAUUUCUGUGCCAGAUACCCCUUUGGCUAGGGUAUUUGAUGGAGAACCAAACCGUUUGGACCCACGCAGUUAUCCACAUUCCACAGGAUAUUUUCCGCUUGACCUCACCGUUUCACUACUAUUUUGACGUAACCGCCGAAAUUAGAGCCGGCACGGCACUCAUUGCUCUGGACAAUGUUGUUGUCACACGUUUUAACUCUGAGCCCGUGGUGAUUCCCACUGACCUUCCUGGUGCCAUAGUGCCUGAAUUAAGUUGUGAAGUCGUAAAUGGAUCGCUCUGCCCAGGUUGGACGUCCUGGUUAGACGUCGAUGACGGCAUGCCAAAAACUAGGCUCUUCACAAGUUUAUGGCAAAUAUCGUCUGGAGAAAACAUGUGUGCAUUCACCACUUUUCAAUUUCGCUCGUCUAACGAAACUUAUGCCACGCCCGAUUUUCUACUGUUCGUCGAAACGGUCACAGAAAUUGGUAUAGUAACUAACGUCACCCAGUUGGUUCCCAGCAAAAUCGACCAACCACCUCCCUGUGGCGUGGCAUGUACAGAAGCAGGCAUGACGUAUUACGCUUACUUCACCGCCACGAAUUUUACGCGGCUUCGAAUAGAAGAAUCUUUUUAUAUACCUCAGCGCAUGCCAAGAUGGAUUCGGACUAAUGAAAAAACCAAAAACGUCGCCGAAAAUACUACGAUCGCCUGGAUAAGGACAACCUUAGUAUCUGAGAGUGAUGUGGUUACCGGCUUGGAAUGCAGAAAAUCGCAAACCGCAAGCACCACUACCACAUUAGCUCCUCAAGAAUUAGAAUUACAUGAGCUUGUGGAAGUUUUGGAUCAUCUGAGCCCCGCACAGCUACCGGCAUUUGUUAAUCAGUUCAUGUCUGCCGUUGACAGUGUUACCACACCAAAUAAGAUCACACCCCACGAACUCGACGACAUACUGCGGAUCGUCGAUGUUGUCGCUGGGGUCAACUUGAACGCUACCAGCCAGCCGGAAGCCGCUACAACGUCCCGUAACUUAUUCCAGGUCGUCAGCAGUGUUUUUGCCGUGGAGCAGGUGAUGGAUACUACCGUUCAAGAAUCGAAUGCUUAUGGCUCCCGUAUGAUACAAGCUUUAGAUCAGAUUAAGCAAAAAGUGGUUCCAACAACAGACGAACAGGCUCCGGUUGUGCAGCCUCGUCUGGCGACAUCCAUAAGGAGCGUUACACUGGCGGCACCGGCGGAUAUUAUGGGUUUAAAUUUUUCAUUUUGCGUGAAUGUUGCAGUCAACAACGAUUCCGAAUGGCUGCCAGCCAACUUUUUUAGCGGAGACAGCCAACCUGACAACAAUACAGGCAUAAAGGUGUAUCUGGACGCAGACAAAAUUCGACAGACGUGGCUCCAAUCAAAUGGAAAUGCAGGGAACCAUGUAGUUAUCGAAGUUGGUGCAUUCUAUCCUCCAAAUUUUGCGACUUUCGAAUAUGAUUCAAACCUUGGAACGCGAUCUGCCCGCUCUCUUGCGCCCGUUAUUGUUUCUGGGCAAGUCCCUGCUCCGGCACAAAAUACCGAAAAAAUUGUAUACGUGGAGCUAAACUUGAAGAAACUUUUCAGCGAUGAAAAGCUGAAAAACUACGUUGGCGCAAAGACCUACAGCUGCGUCUUCUUGAAAUAUCUCCAAACGAAUCGCUCGGAUCCAUCUACCACAAACGCUGAAUGGUCUGGUGACGGCUGCUAUCACGUUAGAACAUACAAAGAUAGCAAUGGAGACCUCAUCACACAGUGCGCCUGCGAUCAUUUGACCAAUAUCGGCAGUCUUAUUGACCUUUGCGGUACCAACCCGUUAUACUCAUUUGAUGAUGUUGCUCAGAAAGCACUGAGUACCGUGUUGGGAACAAUAUCUAUGGUGUGCUGCACCGUAAUCAUUGCUCAUAUACUAUUCCAUACUUACCAGUCCAGGAGGUUUUUAACACCACCCGUUUUUAUUCGCCUCAACUUGGCAGUAAGCUUAGCAUUGUCCCAUUUAACAAUGAUCGUCGGUCAGUAUCUGCCUUACUCGGGGGAAGGCCAUGAAGACGCCUGCUUGACCGCUGCCAUAUUUAGUCAAUGGUUUCUGCUGGUGUCAUUUGCCUGGAUGGCUGUCGAAUGUUUUCGUAUGACGCAUUACCAGAUUAACGUGCUAGCUGCCAACGCUGAACUGAAACGGCUUCCGGGCGACACCUUUCGGACAUUCUUCCUCAAAUCAAGUGCUUUUGCAUGGGGUUUUCCUUUGAUUCCGGUCAUUUUUGCAUUUUCUUUCCAUCUUGACGGGAGCUACGGAAUUGUUUACGGCUCCGAUGAUCAGUGGUGCUGGAUACAUCCCCAAAGCUUUUGGUUUCUCUUCUGCACAUUUGUCAUGCCGGUAGUCAUAGUUCUGGCCUUCAACAUGGCAGCCAUCGCGCAUUAUUACUACGGAGAACACAAACGCAAGUCGCGCAAAGAGAAGAACAACGCAAAACAACCGGAAACGGAUCAUUCGUUUUACGACAACCUCAUUGAAGUGGUCAACAUGUUCGUCAUGCUGAUGUUUCUUGGUCUGGGAUGGAUGCUGGGAUUUCUCAUGCAGGCCGUUUGUCAGAACGACGUAGCCAAGGAGGUUACGUCGUACCUGUUUAUUUUUAUCAAUGGGUUGCAAGGAUUAUACCUUUUGAUGUUUUAUGCACGCACACAAGGCGCAUCGUACCUUCACUUUUGGGAAGGGCUGCGUUUUGUUGCUUAUAUUCACAAGGAGUACGAUGUGAGCAGCCGAGAAAGAAGCUACAUGCGAGGUCAAAGCGAAAAGAGCAGUCGUACAACAUCGACAUAUAGUUCUAAAGGUCAAGCCUUUGCCGAGGGAUUACGAAAUGUUUUCCGACGCGCUACACCCGUGGUGGUGCUAACGAAAAAUUCUACUGGUAGCCCCAUUAAAAGCGUAGAGGUCCAGUCAACUGUUUGAAUCUUUCCCAUAUAUACAAGAAUUUGGCGGCCAGAAUAAAAAGGCCUUGAAUAGUUCUUCAAAGGGUGACUAUACUUUUACGAGUUCCGGUUCUGCUGCAUGCAACGUAGAAAGAAUGUCUAGCGCUCGUAUUAUUGUGUAUUUUGCUAACUGUGAUUAUUGUAUAGUAGUUUUUAUCGUUUUCUCGGCUAAAAAUGCUUAAUUCUGCACAAAGUCUGCCCUUUAAUUAAAUCUCAUCGUAAUCUUAAACAACUACCGCGUGUGUAG
This is a messenger RNA of Paramacrobiotus metropolitanus, 4358 nucleotides long. RefSeq lists its product as uncharacterized. Gene Ontology annotation, molecular function: G protein-coupled receptor activity. The transcript is spliced from 14 exons. NCBI's taxonomy places the organism in Eukaryota, Metazoa, Tardigrada, Eutardigrada, Parachela, Macrobiotidae. The coding region runs from base 120 to 4091 and encodes 1323 amino acids. Gene Ontology annotation, cellular component: membrane. Gene Ontology annotation, biological process: adenylate cyclase-activating G protein-coupled receptor signaling pathway; cell surface receptor signaling pathway. The record is from RefSeq and is a predicted model, not a curated record.